UCUUAGCUCACCACGCCCACAACGGUGGCCACGUCUACGCGUCACGGCACUGUGGUAGUGACGUCACACGCUCGCGAGACUCGGAAUGUCCGGCAGAAGCCAGGCAGCUGGACCCUAAUGGGCUUGCGGGAUGUUUAAACAGCUGGCCGGGACUGCGUGCUGUGCAGAGCAAAUUGGGGCUGAGCCAGGAGAAGCGGGACUACUGGGCGGUCCAGCAUGGUGGCCAGUGCGGGUGAGCGUGGAUUAAAGAGACAUCUGGAUACAUAAGACUUUCUAUUAAUUGCUAAACGUGGUGUCUGGAUUUGUGUUGCCCCUGCUCCCUAACAAAGUGACAUUGGAUAGAACACCCCAGAUGAUGGCUUUCACUCUCCAGCCACCCCCCGUGCCCUCCUCAUUCCUUCCUUGGCUUUAGUUUCUUUGGCAGCUGUGUUACCUGACUCCCAGGUGGCUGUGUAAGAAGGGCACGGGCAAUUCUAUAUUACUGUGUCUUCUUCCAGACUCUUAUUGCCCCACUGACACACAGCCAAAAUGUUCACUGCCCUGAAGAAACUGGUGGGGUCCGACGCUUCCGUAGGCAGGGACAAGAAUAUCCCGGCCGGGCUGCAGUCCAUGAACCAGACGCUCCAGAGGAGGUUUGCUAAGGGAGUGCAGUAUAACAUGAAAAUAGUGAUCCGUGGUGACCGGAACACCGGCAAGACCACUCUCUGGCACCGGCUGCAGGGGAAGAAGUUUGUGGAGGAAUAUAUCCCCACUCAGGAGAUUCAGGUCACCAGCAUCCACUGGAACUACAAAACCACUGAUGAUAUAGUGAAGGUUGAAGUCUGGGAUGUGGUUGACAAAGGCAAGUGUAAGAAGAGGGGCGAGAGCUCCCUGAAACUGGAGAAUGAUCCACAAGAGGACGCUGAUAUGGCUCUGGAUGCAGAGUUCCUUGACGUGUACAAGAAUUGCAAUGGAGUUAUUAUGAUGUUUGACAUCACCAAGCAGUGGACGUUUACAUACAUUAUGCGGGAACUGCCUAAAGUCCCCAGCGAUGUGCCGGUGUGUGUGCUUGGCAAUUACCGUGACAUGGGGGAGCACCGGGUUAUCUUGCCUGAUGAUGUCCGGGAGUGCAUUCAGAAUCUGAACAGACGCCCCGGUUCCUCCUACAUUCGCUAUGCUGAGUCUUCCAUGAAGAACAGCUUUGGGCUGAAAUAUUUGCACAAAUUCUUUAAUAUUCCUUUCCUGCAGCUUCAGAGAGAGACCUUGUUACGGCAGUUGGAGACCAACCAGCUGGAUAUUGACGCCACGCUAGAGGAGCUGUCUGUGCAGCAGGAGACCGAGGAUCAGAAUUAUGAGAUCUUCCUGGAAAUGUUAGAAACGAACAAGCAGCAGGCUUCCCCAGUUGCCACAAACGGCCAGAGCCCUGCCUCCGGCUCACAGUCUCCAGUAAUGGCCAUGAACUCGGCAUCACCAGACUGUUCUAGUCCGGGCACACCUCUGCAGCUCCCUUCUGUCAUACCGGCUAGUCCUCCUCUGGGGGCUUCCCCACCCCCUCCUAUGCCCGACCUACCUGAGUCUGCUGCCUCUCCUAAUUUUUCUGUGACUUCUCCUCAAACCCAAGCACCUCCACAGAAACGGGGGUUCAUAUCGCGGCUUUUUGGUUCAGCCACACCUGAGACUCCUCCAGCAAGAACAGACAGUGUAAGCUCUGCAGAGCAGAUGGGGAAGGUUCAGAGCGUGGAGGAUUUUGUCCCUGACGAGAGCUUGGACCGAAGUUUCCUGGAGGACAGUGGGGCACACAGAGAGCAAGGGAGAGCAUCUCCCAGGGAACAGAAGGACAGCGAUAGUGACGGGGAAGCACCCAGUACAAACCCAAUGGUUGCAGCAUUCCAGGAUGACUUAGAUCCAGAUGACCGGGUGGGAAUUAAACCCAGCGCUGCUCUGGUGGUCCCCAGCAAGAAUAUUACCCUGUCAAGUGACGAGGAGGGGCCCAAUCACACAGUACUUAUUACAGCCGACGAGGAUAUUGACUCAGAGCCAGAAACAUGGAAACCCCAGCAGAAAGCUGUUUCUCAGAGUCGUUCCCAGAAGAACACCCCGUCUGAUCAGUUGAUUUCCGGUGCGGCUCAAUCCACUGGCAAAGCGACACGGGGAAAGCCAAGCACCAAGGAGCAGUCUGACAGUGACCAGGAGGAGCCCAUUGCCAACCAGAUGCUUUCUUUUGUCAUAGACGAUCCAGAUUUUGACAGCGAAGAUUCAAGUCGUGUCCCCAAGAGACCGGAUGUGCUCCCAGCCCUAAACCACUUGUCUGACAGCUCCAGUGAAGAUGCUGCUCCAUCUCUGCCCACGGAGGUGACCAAACCUGUUCCAGCCUUUAAAGCCAGAAAGGACAAUGACCUCUUUGGUCUGGGCUUUGAGGAGAAAGGCACAAAGGAGAACAAUGAGGAAGAUAAAGACAGCAAAGGUUCUAAAGAGAAGAAGAAGAAAAAGAAGAAAACAGUAAAGGAGACUUUGUCCUGUCAGGCUCCAGAAGAAGAGAAAGAAGCGAAGAAGAAGAGCAGACACAAGAAGGGCAAAGAGAAGGAGGAUGGCAAGGAAGACAAGAAGAAGAAGCCCAAGAAGAAGAAGGAUGAGUUUGAUGAGCUGGAAGCCUUUUUGGGAGGGGGGGCUCCGAGCCGGCCACGCUCAGGGGAAGAGUACGAGGAGCUUUAAAUGCUAUUGGAGCCCACCUCUUGUGCUUUCUCUUCCCUCUCUAUGGACUCUGAUAUCUGCUUCCCUCAUCAGAUGUCCAAACAGGGUGCAGCGCAUUGAUCCUGGAGUGAAUAAUCAAGUUUGUGUGUUCACUACCUUCUGCACCAGGGGUCCAAACGCACAGCAGCGGUGGUGGAAGCAGCAGGGAUCUUGCAGAAGUGAAGGGGUUAAAGUGGAGGUUCUUGUUUUAACCAACAAAUCCCCCCCCCCCCCCAAAAAAAAACUCUGAUACGGGCUUCAACCUUACACUCCGUCUAACCCAUGGACAGCCUUGGUUCUGAGGGACAUGGACUUUAUGGUUCUGACACCCUGUACUAAGAAAGUGGGUUCCUUCUCAGGAGGAGCACGGGGUGAACUAGAAACCAUUACCAGCUACUGCACUUCUGUCCCUCGGCCAGAUGGAGGCGCCUCCUGCAAUCGCAUAGCAACUGCUGUUUUUACUUCAUCCUCCUCUGUUUUUUCCUUGAUGUGUUUCCUAAUGUUGGCGGUGACCCCCUUAUCUGUGUUAAUUUUAUUUAACCCCCAAGAUAUACUGUGUCUUGUGACAAUUAUGGUGGCCAUUCUGUUGCCAAAGUCCUUGCUCAGCUGGCUUUCUUCCCAUCAUUGUCUCCAGGAGCACAUUGUUCGGUAGAGAGCUUGCCUUACUUUACCUUUUAAUAUUACCCAGUAUUCCAAGGGGUGAUGUGAUCUACACUGCAGUGUUUGUACCAGGUUUAGUAACCUGUAGCAACCAAUCACAAGGUAGCAUUCAGUGGUCAACUAUCUGAUUGGUUGCUAUGGGAUAGUAAACCUGAAGCAAACUGUGGAUUAUUUCCAUUAGACGUUCAUGUAAAUGAGCCCCUAGGCUUUGAUCAGCAGUUUUUCAGGUUCCCAUAUUAUUGAGCCACAUGGGCCUUUUUGUGAGUUGAAUUGUGCUGUUCCAGCAAAAGGGGGUGGGGGGUGAUACCAGAUCCAAUAUGAUUGACCAGGUUUGUUUGCUUGUAUUAUUCCUGUAGUGUUUAAAAGGUGCUUUAUGUGGCAGGGCCAUGCAUGGUGAGCACCCCUGAGACUGUUGCUGAUCAGAUACAUCAUUCCAGUUCUAUUUAUCUUCAUUUUGAUUCCGUGAUUUUUCCACUCAACUGGAUUGGUCUACCCCCGACCCCAGUGCUUUCCUGCAGCGCCAUAUACCCCCCCCCCCCCUGGAGGGUACCUCUGUACACCACCUGAGUGCAUUUAGUGCUCAGUUGCACAUGCUCAAUAAAAGGCAUUUCCCAUCUGUUGUACUGCUUAAAAAAAAAAGGAAUAGCUAAAUAAACCUUCCCCCAGACUUUGGCAACAUGCUGCUUGUGUGCUGAGCCCCACAUGUUUGGUAAUGUGUUGGUAUGCAGGCCCUAAAUUCCCUCCCUUAUUUCAGGCCAGUAGUGCAAAAAAUUAAUAUGGUGCUGCAGCCUCUUGCUCCAUAAAUAAACAGUUAAUCUCUCUUUGUAAUGACACUUGUGUUCUGAGCCAUUCACUGCAGGGGUGCUGUUAUCUGACUCUGGAACAGAACCGCGUGCUGUAAUCCAGUUUGAUUUGAUUGAUACCCAACUAAUAGCCACCAUAAGUGCAAUUGGAUCGCUGGCUUUGGCCGUGCACUCGCAUAACGCACACACUACAUGGGCUCUGCUAAUACUGUUAGAUUGUCACACCCACACUUGGAUUUCAUUGGAUAAAAUAAAAUGCUGUUUCAUUUUGUGGAA
Molecule: messenger RNA, 4448 nt
Organism: Xenopus laevis (African clawed frog)
Lineage: Eukaryota; Metazoa; Chordata; Amphibia; Anura; Pipidae
Gene: rabl6.S
Product: rab-like protein 6
Exons: 16
Coding region: 529-2691 (720 amino acids)
Cellular component (GO): cytosol; nucleus
Molecular function (GO): GTP binding; GTPase activity
Source: RefSeq, a predicted model, not a curated record